AUGUUGGCCAUCGCAUCCGCCUCUCUCGCGGUUCUCGCCGCUAUGGCGAACGCUCAGGAUAUUAAAUUCGACUCAGAGCACAAUGCAACCACCAUCAUUGGAUCGUGGGCAAGUGGAAGCAAGAACGUUACUACGGGCUCAGGCUUCGCGGACCCGACGCAAAUGACGUUCACCUAUCCCGCUGUUGCCGGUGUCGCCUACGCCUUCUCUGAGGACUAUUUCUACGAACUCUCGCGGUACCGCUUCGUCGCAAACGGUUCGCGACCGGAUUGCGUAACUGGCACUCUCGUUUGGGCGCACGGAAAAUACGACUUGUUGAACAACGGCUCGAUCGUCCUUACCCCGCUCGGCGACGGAUACCAGCAAGUCCAGUCGGCAUGCGCGGAUGGCACGAACAUCAUCCAGGAUUACAACUACACCGAGCUCUUCCAGUCCUGGCGUAUCUUCAUGGACCCGACUGACGGUCCUAAGCUCCACCUCUUCGAGUUCGACGGCACCCCCGUCGCACCUCUUUUCCAAACCUCCACCACCCCCAACAUGCUCCCGACCGAGAAGCUCCGCAACUCCUCCAGCAGCUCCGGUACUACGGUGCUCAACGAGAAGAGGAGCUUUGUCGACAGCGUCAGCGAGAAGCUCUUGAGGAAGAGGAGCAGCAACGGCGCCGUUGCCGGUGCCGGGAUGGGCAUGGGCGCUAUGGGCUUGACGGCGCUCGUAGCGGGCGCUGUCGCGCUUGUGCUGUAG
Molecule: messenger RNA, 741 nt
Organism: Peniophora sp. CBMAI 1063
Lineage: Eukaryota; Fungi; Basidiomycota; Agaricomycetes; Russulales; Peniophoraceae
Source: the annotation of a GenBank genome assembly